AUGACGAAGGUCUCCGACUAUCACCAUUUUGAUACAACCUACGAGUACGAGUAUGUUGCAACCAAGAAACAUUACGUGGAGUAUGUGUUUCUUGACCUUUCAGAUACACUGUCAUUCGAGCCUGCCUUCGACAUGCCCGUUGUCAAUGUGACAAUAAACGAAGGUGAAACCGCCAUAUUGCCUUGUUCUGUCAGCUAUCUCGGAGAUUACCAGGUUGUCUGGACAGAUCAAUGGUCAACUCUGCUGACAUUUGAAGACAGGCGUAUCAUUGAUGACAGGAGAUUAAGCAUUGAGAGACCCUUAACAAAAGACUGGAACCUUCACAUACGGAACACAAAGAGGAAUGACCAAGGAACAUACAACUGCCAAGUGAAUACGACACCAGUCAAAAUAAAAACGGUCAUGCUUACAGUUGAUGUGCCCGCAAAGAUCCUGCAGGAUUAUUCAUCCGAGGACAUGACAGUAAAGGAAGGAGAAACAGUCACGUUACAAUGCAACGUCAGUGGCAUACCUAUGCCAAACGUAACGUGGACAAGGUAUACGAUACAUCGUGAUGACGCACAGAAGAAGACCGAUCUCUGCCCGGGGACCUACAACAUUGGUGAACACCGUGAAAUUUUGAUGAUACAGAAUUCAAGUCGAGAGUGUUGGGGGAUUUACAAAUGUACAGCGUUUAAUGGCGUCCCACCGGCGGACACCCGAGAGAUUGGCGUCAUAGUUGAAUUUCCCCCUGAGGUGCUUCUGCCCAACAACAGGAUCGGUCAGUACCAAGAGAAAGAGACGAUUCUUGAGUGUGUCGUUACCGCCAAUCCCCAUGCUGUGAGUGUGUGGACUCGACACGGGUAUAAGAUCAACAACAGCGUCAAGUACAGAACCGACAUCUACAGGGACGGAGAAUACACCAUCACACUCAGCUUGAGGAUCCGAACGUUGGAGGCGGAUGACUUCGGAGACUACGUCUGUGAGGCGUCCAACGUGCAGGGUACGAGCCGUCAAGUCAUGACCCUUUACGAUUAUGCUGAAUAUCGCAGUAAAGUAGACGAAGAACAUAGUACAACCACCACAUUUGCCACCGUGAAGACAGACUGGAUCUCUAUACAGACAAGGUAUCCUAUCACUAGAAACAGGACUGGAUCUAUCCUUGUCAUGGAGAGCGGCAGACAUACUUCAAACAACAAUGGUGCACGAAAUGGUGUUGUUUUGGAGACCGGCAACUUCGUGGGUUCAGGUGGAAACCGAUUAACACAAUUCGUCUUUGUGAUAUGCAUUGCUGCGUUUCACGUUUAAUGAGCCUUGUAUGGUUCCACGGCUGUAUCUCCAGAGCCUUACAAAUUUUUCAAACCAUGGAAUAUUUUGGAGCGUUUCCAAAUGCUCCCAAGUGUAAACACAAGAGAAUUGUAAUGAAAAACAUCAAGUCUGAAUUCAUGCAGUUUCACACCAGCAACACCAUUUAAAGACAUGUGCUCAAACUUGUGAACAUGUUCAUCUUGCAGUUUAAACGCAUAUCGUAUGCAAAGUUCAUCAGUGCUUCAAGUUUGCUUCAGGGCUAAUCGAAGUAGUGGUUACAUUGAUGGCGAAAACAUAAUACAGCUCGUAUCCAUGUGUGGAUAUAAUGCUCAAUUUUUUCUUUACAUUCAGGUGAUUUUGUGAUAUACAUUUUAUCUUUGUAGUACCCUUUCAUGACCAACGUAUAAUCAAAUCACCCAGGUGAGCUAUAGUUCAAAUUUACAGUCAAAUAUGCUUUGGAGUCGUAUUGAUUGUCGAUUAAGGAAAGUAUUUUAUGUCAGGCAGGAUUUCAAUCUACAAACGGUAUAUAAACAUUUUGAACACUUACUUUAUGCUACAAUGUUUAACUUAAAGAGCAGGUUCAUGUUUGGAAGGUUCACGGCUAAUCGGGUUCAGGAUAAAACCGUAUGGAUGGGAUAACCUUGAGAUUAAAGUGUUCGCAUGUCCGACCUACACCCGGCUGACUGCGUAAUGCACAUUUCUUGUAUUCCCGGUCCGGAUUUUGCUGGGAUGUAGCUGAAAGAGGCACAAAAACCCAUACUGACCCAAUUACAACGAAGCCAGCUGUUGAUUUUGUCAAUUUUGAAACAUCUAAUGGACACGAUCUAAAAAGACAUUUUUCAUAAAUCUUUAAACAGUUCUCGAUGUUCUUUUAUGAUGCCUAAGGUCACAGUCUCGUGCUUUGCAUAACCAUAUAAUAAAUACAAACGUGGAUUGGUGUCCAUGUGGUGAAUAUGUUUGUGCACAAAACGAUGUACAUACCCCAUGUAAAUACGAGCUUUGCUUUUAGUGUUGUAAGUACUUUUAAUCUGUAUAAGUGAGCCCUCUCGUACCCCCUUGCUUUAAACCCAUGAUUUAGUUUUGUAUGUAUUCAGAUGAAAGGCGUUAGAUAUGGUGUCUCGUAGAUAGCAUAAGGUUGGCGAAGGUACAUGUUUUUGAUAUCACUUUUAUGCACUCGUGUAUGUGGUGGAGGACACUGACAUUCCUUGACGCAAUCGUACUUACAAGGACAUUGUAUUGUUUAACGUGAAUGAGUUCAGCUCCGUUGUGAACUUUUAUUACAUAUGUGGACACUUCGUAUAUGUUAUUUGUCAUAUAUUUGGAUACAGCAUUGGACUAUAUUUUGGCAUCAUAUAAAAGUAUACUUUGACAGAAAAGAUACACCUCUUAUGAACUGUCCGAUAUGCGUAACCGUUAAUACUGUCAAUUAAUAUGUGAACGUUUUAUUUUCGUGUCCUUUGACUGUACCUUCUUUUGCAAUAAAUAUCCUUUUUGAAACGUUAUAUAUAGUCAUUAAUCAGUCAUGACCAAUCCAGAGGAUUCCUAUCAAGUUUUGAGUAAUUUCCGCGAUCUUGUGGGGUACCUAGAAUUAAUGUGUUCGCUUGAUAUUCACAAGUCCUAGGUUCGUCUCAACAUGGGUAAACGCUUGGUAUUUUUAGUAUGCCUCGGGGAGAUAUUGGUGCCAAAUUAUUAUGUUGAAAGCGACGCGAAGCUCUUCGGGUACAUCAUAAUGACUUGUGCAGUGAGACAUGUUUGGCUGCCACACGUCACAGAAAGUGUCCAUAUAACUGGCUUGUAGUGUUGAAGGUAUGGAAGUCUGACGUGUCCUGGUCUAAAGGCACAUGCCACAACCAGCUGCAACUGACGGGAAACAUGCAUCUCACGACCAUACUGGUCACCUUUCAGCAUUCAUCGUCUGAAUUCUCUAUUUAACUAUAUUUAAUAUUUGCUGAUCUGUUGUGUCCGAAUACAGUUGUUUAUUA
Haliotis rubra (blacklip abalone) is the source of this 3269-nucleotide messenger RNA. Its product is annotated as lachesin-like. Gene Ontology annotation, cellular component: neuron projection. The record is from RefSeq and is a predicted model, not a curated record. The coding region runs from base 1 to 1287 and encodes 428 amino acids. Lineage: Eukaryota; Metazoa; Mollusca; Gastropoda; Lepetellida; Haliotidae. The transcript is spliced from 8 exons.